UGGUUUACGGAGCAAAUCUGCGCUAGAGAGUUCAGUCCCACACUAUUCAGAUCGGCGAAAUCGGUGCCAGCACACCACGAGCAGAGAGAACACGCAAGGUCCUGCCUGAGCCUGGCCACGGGUGUGCGCUUUUACAACACCAGCAUACGGUCGCAAGUCCAGCGUCCCGCAUCUGAAUAGUCUAAACCCGAAAGAGAGGAAGAGAAAGGGAGAGAGAGAGAGAGACUGCCAGCGUCUUCACAAUCAGCGCAGCCAAGGAAACCCGUUGAAAAACGUCCCCCCCAAAUCCCCCUCUGCUCAAGAGAAAGAAGGGGGUGAGAAGAGUAGACACGCAAACAAAAGCAUUCCUUCCCGGCUUUCAGCCCCAAAAGAGUCGCCUGAGUUGGGCAAAAUUAUUUAGGCGCUCUUCAAACACAAAAUUCAAGAGGAUAGGCGUAACAGGACAGCGUCUAGGGCUGCAUCAGCACCAGCAGCAACAGGAGUAGCGGUUGCAUUCUCAUCACUACUUACACGAAUUUUGGAGCCACGGACUCAAAAAGCCCCCCCUCUAACCUCCAAAUAACCUGCGCUAGUCAGCGGAGACACCAAGAUGCGCGUCACCUGGGUAAUUCUAACAUUAGGCUUGCUGUGGACUGGCCAUGUCCAGAGUGAAGUUGCAUCAGGGGCCUCUACUGCUGCAACCAUGACCACUGAUAAGGUCACGACCGCGAUCACAUCAGCACCUGCUGCUGCAAGCACCACCAAUAAUGUUAAAGUCACGACUCCAACCACAUCAACACCUGCUACUCUAAGUACCACCAAUGAUGUUAGAGUCAUGACCACAGCCGCAUCAGCACCUACUACUGCAAGCACCAUCACCACAACUGGGACAGUCACGACCCCAGCCACAUCGGCACCUGCACCGGCUACUGCAGGUACCACCACAGUUGGGAAAGACAAUACCACGGACACUGGGACCACCAUUACUCCGACCAACAUCUCCACACUUCCCACAGAGGAGGCCCUCAAUACAUCACCAAACUCUGGACCUACACCUUCAGCGAGUGGGAGUCCUACAACCACAGGGGACGGCGUGGCCUCUACUGCUCCGCACAUCACUAGCAGCACCAGCUCCAGCUCCAGCUCCAGCGCCAGCUCCAGCUCCAGCGCCAGCUCCAGCUCCAGCGCCCGCCCCUCCGGGCCUGGGGGGGAUACGUCAGGCUCAGUGCCAACCAGUGUGCAGCCCCCAACUACUGCAACAGCCACCCUGAAGACCACCACUGUGCUGUCAACUACUACCACAACUUUGCCUACGACUACUCUACCCACUCCAUUCACUUUUUUCUUCAGUAAGAUGGACAAAGAGGGUGAUCCCAUUCUGAUUGAAAUUUGCUCAAGGCUCCUGGAAAUGAUAACCGGCGGCAACUGCUCCAUAUCAGGCAGAAAGACAAAAGGCCACCACCAGUUUGACAAAAUCUACAUCAGCGGAGAUGUUAACAUCAGUGUUGUGGAGAGGCACUAUAAGGAAUUGAAUGGAAAGAUGAAGGAGAGUUUGGAGGAGAGCGACUACACCACUCUGAUCGCCAUCUUGGCCUCCUGUGGGGCAGUAGCCCUCAUCAUCGUGGGCCUCGCCAUAUACACCUAUCGCCACGGCAACAACUACCGCAAGAAUCAGCAACACCUGACGGAGGAGCUGCAGACGGUGGAGAACGGUUACCAUGACAAUCCCACGCUGGAGGUGAUGGAGGUGCAGCCGGAGACGGUGCUGGAGAAGAGGCCCAACGGCGAGUUGAACGACAGCUGGAUCGUCCCCAUCGACAACCUGCUGAAGGAGGAGCUGCCCGAUGAAGAGGACACACACCUGUAGACACACACACACACACACACAGCCACACACACACACACACACACACCCACAGCCACACACACACACACACACACACACACACAGAGGCACACACACACACACACACACACACACAGCCACACACACACACACACACACACACACACACAGCCACACACACACACACACACACACACACACACAGAGGCACGCAUACACACUAGUUGACAAGUGUAGAGCUUACACACACCAGAACAGUUGUUAUACACAUAAAUACACAUGGUCACCUGUACUAAGUCAAUUAGACAAACUCACACACACUUAGCUCUCCACUGGACUCACAUACACUUAGCUCUCCACUGGACUUCAUUUGAGAUGAAUGGUGUCCAGAAUCAAAUUGAAUUGACUGGGUCACCUUUACACCUAAGUGCUCAUCAACACUCAUAAGGAUUUUGAACAUCCCAAUAUGUUGCUUGAUCAGAGGACAGAAAUGUGCCUGAGAAGGUUUCCAGACUACUUUCCAGACUACUCCAGAAGGUCCCCCUGCAAACACUGUGCUUGGAAACAGUCCCUCAUGCCACACACACACACACACACACAGACACAUGUCCCUCAUGCCACCACAGUGUCUACUGUUACCACUGAACUUUCUUUAGAAUAUAAAACAGAAGCCUCUCAAUUCUGCUCAAGAACACCCCACACACACACACCACACACACAAACACAUAUCUUACAGCUCGCCAUAUAUCAGAUUAAAUUCAGUGUGAUUGCAAUACUCUCCACUGAAAAACGUUUAGACUAGGCCUAUGCUUGCUACAUGUGUGGGAGACUGGCCCUCGGUGACCUAAACCAGUUGCGUUAAGCUUCUGAAGAGCGCCAAUGUUGGGGUCAGUAAGGCUGCAGCAGGGAAAGAUGACAAACAAAGCUCAGGGGGGCAGGAGCAAGUUUGAGGCCUCCUGGUGUAAAGGGGUUGAUCUGCUGUAAUCCAGUUAAAGAGUGUCCACUCCUGCACCUGUGCAUGGGGUUAAAGAGUGUCCACUCCUGCAACUGUGUGUGGGGUUAAAGUGUGUCCACUCCUGCACCUGUGUGUGGGGUUAAAGAGUGUCCACUCCUGCACCUGUGUGUGGGGUUAAAGAGUGUCCACUCCUGCACCUGUGCCUGGAGGCUCUGUGAUCUACAAUGUUGCUGUAGUUUCUAAGACUGUGACUGUUGAAGACAUCGUGUUGCAUAGAGUAGACGAAUAAAAUGACCUCAGGACUGUGUCGUCCUGGAAAAAAAAAACAUGGACGCUUGAGCUUCAAGGUGAGGCUAGGGUGACAAGCACACACACGCACACACACACACACACACACGCUUCUGCUGGGGUAGCAGUAAUAAUUGGCGGAGGGAACACACUCACCUGUGUAAAUAAUGGCUUGCACGUUCUUGUCAAAUGUUUGUGGUAUCACCAGUGGCCUUGCUUUAAUAUAUGUUGUGUGGGGGGAAACAUUAAGGGAAAAAAAACUACAUGAAACUAAAGUGAAUUUAUUCAAGCCUUCUUUUGAUUCAAGCCUUCUUUUGAGCGAUUGGCUGUUAGAAUCAAGGAGUGGGACAGAUCUUCUGUCCCAGUGAGAAUGUAAUUUAAAACACACACACUUAGGGUCCCCAUCUCACACCAGAGGCCCGUUAGCUUUGUGUGUACGUGGUGUGGACCAGGCACUCUCUGUCUCCCCCAUGUGGCCUAAUUUUGAAUAGCUGCUUUUAAAUAGGCCAAAAAUGAUCAGGAAUGAACCUUAUGAGUAAGACCUUUGUGGCUCUACUUAGAACGAGCAAAAACAUUUUUAUUUUUCUUAUUUUGUAUGAAUAUGUACUGCAACACUGCACAAUCACUGUCAAAGAACUAGUCUUGUAGAUGUGUGUCAAAGAAUUUGUGUAGCUUUUUUAUAUAUUGUACAUUUAUUCAAUUAUGCUGACCUGUAGAUAGAAAAUCACAUAAACAACUGCUCAUUUCAAUCAGUAACCACAGGUUAUCAAGAUGUUAUUCAACAACAGAAGGAAAGCAAGCUGAUCUCAAUUUAAAAAAACAGCUCUUUCCUUUUUUUCCAACACAAACCUCUUUGUACUGUUAGUCAUUUUUAUGUCACCAAAGUAUGUAGCUACCGUCUGUUUAUUUGUUUGUUUGCGCUGUAUUUAUGUUUAUUUGUUUGUUUGUUUGUUAGCCAGCCAUGGUUACCAAACGGCAGGGGUCUGACACACUGGAAGCUAUUGUGUUCAAACACAGACAACGCAGCCCUCUCCUUUAUGCUUGUGUUCUAUACCAAUAAAAUGAUUUUCAAAAGGG
Messenger RNA from Alosa alosa (allis shad), 4145 nucleotides. RefSeq names its product podocalyxin-like (gene podxl). The coding region runs from base 590 to 1846 and encodes 418 amino acids. Gene Ontology annotation, biological process: cell migration; positive regulation of cell-cell adhesion mediated by integrin; negative regulation of cell-cell adhesion. The record is from RefSeq and is a predicted model, not a curated record. Gene Ontology annotation, cellular component: apical plasma membrane; microvillus membrane. NCBI's taxonomy places the organism in Eukaryota, Metazoa, Chordata, Actinopteri, Clupeiformes, Clupeidae. The transcript has 8 exons.